Molecule: messenger RNA, 1784 nt
Organism: Cladocopium goreaui
Lineage: Eukaryota; Dinophyceae; Suessiales; Symbiodiniaceae
Source: the annotation of a GenBank genome assembly
UAUUUGGUCCCGCAUUGCUGCCAUGGAUGCUUCGGAAGGCCAGCCGCAUGAGCUGCUAGCGCAACAAUUGGAAGGUAAGGGCGCGGCUGACUGGAGGUCGGGGUUUGAACAAUUCUUUCGAUUCAAACCCCAAACUGAACAUCAGCGCGAGGGGGAGGAGGCUGGGUGUUGGCAGUGUCGAGUCGUCAACUAUCCUGGCUAUGAAGAAAGCGAAGAUCUAUGGGGCGGCUGGCGCAACAGCAAGGGGGCGGCGGAAGUUGAUGCUUUUCGCCAGGCCUUCAAACAUCUUCCUCAACCCACUGCAACUGGCAGCUCAAGUGGAAGUUAUGCAGCGGCCUCGGGAGCCCAACCUGUAGUUCCUUCUGAGUCACCUCCAGAUGCUGAGACAAAUGCUCUACCUGAAGCCACUAGCUCCAGUUCAGGACCUCAGCUACUCUAUCGCAAGAACCAGACCGAGGAAGUGCCAGCUGAAGUCCUCGAUGUGGUGGAUGCAUUUGAGCAAGCCCCCUCUGCUCGAGGUGCCCUCGAUGUCUUGGAAGUUUGGAGAGCAGACGUUCCUCAGGAUCUCAAACAAUCAUGGGAGACAGAGAAGCGAAAACUGCAGGAUCGAAACAGGAAUCCAAAUAUGAAAAAGACUAGCUGGCAAGAUCAGGAGCCAGGCAAGGAUGGUAUAGACAUUGACAUGGACGCAACGAGAGCGGCAUGCCUCCGUAGAGAACGUGAAGAAGUUGCGUGGCAGUUGCUUUCUGUAUCUCACAAACAUGAAGGGGGUGCAAGAAGCUGUCGUGUCUACCAUGGAUGCCCCGACUGGAAGGUUGCUCAGAGUAUUUGCCACACCGGCUUCGCGGCAAAUCUUGCAAAGACCAAAGGUUGGUUCGGAGAAGGCCUCUACUCAACAUUGAAUGCACCCUAUGCUUUGCGCUAUAGCCUUGGUAUGUCGGACUUCUGGGAGAAGCCUGGUGCAGAAGGCUGGGUGAUUGCUGCCAAGUUGGUUUAUUCACAGGUAUAUCCGGUCACUGUGGCAGAUGACAGUACUCCUUUGAUUUCAGAACCGGGUCUCAAAGGCCGUCGAAUUGGUGCGGCUGACGGGGCUAGAGGUUGCGAUUGCCAGUUUGUUUGCGUCCGAGGACAUCCUCCCAAUGCCAAGCACAAAAACCGACACUAUCUUGCUUGCAAACCGGGUGAGAGGCCGGAAGCCACUGAGAUUGUAGUAGACCAAGAGGCUCGGAUAUUGCCAGAGUACUUGGUGAAUGUUCAGGUCACAGGUGACGCGAAGCUUUGCAAGAGGAUUCAACUGGCUUCUGAGCACUGGGGGCGGCCCAUGGCUUCAAACCAGGACACGGCCUUGGAGACGAAUGGCUCCACGAAGAUUCUGCAAAAUACAGUGAAUUCCGUGCAGAAAUUGGAGACUCUGGCGAGGAAAAAACCUGUGAAGAACGGAUCCGCCAGAACACAAGAUGACAACCUGCACAUCGAUAUUCAGUACAAGUUCGCACAGGUAGAUGAUCACUUUGUUGCAGAAGUCCGUGUGUUAGGCAGAGAUUUCCAAGGAUACCCGCAGCCACGGAAGCAAGCGGCAAAGCAGUCUGCCGCACAAGUUGCAAUCAAGGAGCUCCAGCCUGAUGCAGAAGGCUAGACGUGAGCACUUUUCCUGGCAGCUGUGGGUAGAUGACAGCUCUUGGUUUUCGUAUCAUCGUUGGUCCAGACUGUCCUUCUUGUUCUCAGGGUGUCAUGGAUUGCCAUGGUCCCUGCUACUGACUUUAAGCUGGCUGGUGGUUUCAAAC